This is a messenger RNA of Pisolithus orientalis, 831 nucleotides long. RefSeq lists its product as uncharacterized. The transcript is spliced from 2 exons. NCBI's taxonomy places the organism in Eukaryota, Fungi, Basidiomycota, Agaricomycetes, Boletales, Pisolithaceae. The record is from RefSeq and is a predicted model, not a curated record. Bases 1 to 831 code for a protein of 276 amino acids.
AUGGCAUCCUUCCCUGCGCAGCCUUCCUACCCUUCAAACAUCCAGUUGCCACGCACCCUUCAGCGUCCUCCCUAUGCUGAGGUGCCGCGGCAGAACGUCCUGGCCGUCGCCCCUGAACUCGGAGACGUUGCCAUCGAGUAUGUCCGUCGCGGCCUGCGCGUUCAGGCUAAUCAGAUGUUGGCUGGGAUCUCAGCGCUGUCCCCAUCGCACCUGCCACCUGCGAUGCCGCGCUCGCAGCUGUAUCACACCACAUCGCUCACCAUCCCUUUCCGCGCAACACAACACGCGAUAUCCUGUCCCACCCACAUCCUUGCGCUCUCCAAGCCCUCCUCAAACGACGCCACGGUCACGCUGGUCCCAACACACGCCGUGGUGCUCGCGUCCCAAUGCGCAUCUCUGCCGCGUUUGCCCCCCUCCUACGUUCCUACCCAGCCUGGCGCCACCGUUAGCGUGACACUCCCCGUACUCCCUAUUUCUGUGCCCUCUCCAUCAGCAUUCGCCCCCUUGCACGCAUUCCUGUACACACAUUCCGUGUCCAACUUGCUCUCUGCGCUACUCCCCGCCAUCCCCUCCAGCUUCCUGUCCACUCUGACUUCCCACCAGGCGCUCCGUGGAACGCUCGCCUCUGGACCGGCACUCCAUAGCCUGUCCGCGCACCUCAUGUCCUCCGCUCCUGGCCUCGGCGCCCUCACCGGAGUUGCACAAAAGAUCGCCGCUGUUUGGCGCAACGCGGUCGCUCUAGGUGUCCAUGAUCCUGAACUCUGGGACUGCCUUGAUCUCGCAUGGGAAGUCGUCAUCGGUGCGAUGAAUCUCGGCGCAGGUGCCCAUUAG